Messenger RNA from Didymosphaeria variabile, 441 nucleotides. RefSeq lists its product as uncharacterized. The transcript is spliced from 2 exons. Lineage: Eukaryota; Fungi; Ascomycota; Dothideomycetes; Pleosporales; Didymosphaeriaceae. The record is from RefSeq and is a predicted model, not a curated record. Bases 1 to 441 code for a protein of 146 amino acids.
AUGGAUUUGGUCGAGCAGCUUCUGAGACAGUGGUCGUUCGACACGGAAUCUCUGCACAACCAAGUGAACACCGAAAACCUCAUGAGCGGAGACCUACGCGCAACGAUUGAUCUCUUCGUCUCUCUAGUACGGCAGCUUCCCCAAGGCAUAGCGUUGUUCUUCGUCAUCGAUGGCGCAGUGGUGUACGAGGGAGAGGAGUUCCAGGAUGCGGUCCCAGUAAUCCUUAGCCUGAUCCGACUGAGCAACGACACUGGUAUGAGAGCUUCAAUCAAGCUGUUGAUCACGAGCGCGCCGGCGACUUACUAUAUACGGGAGUCAUUUGAAAAAGAGGGUCUGAUCUUGAAUGUAGACAGCUCGUCAGUCUCAGCAGUAGCGAGUGAGGAACGUAUGGUCAGGGAGCUACUGGUUCUCUUGAAUUUGCGCGCACCGGACGACUUAUGA